Aspergillus calidoustus is the source of this 537-nucleotide messenger RNA. Lineage: Eukaryota; Fungi; Ascomycota; Eurotiomycetes; Eurotiales; Aspergillaceae. The record is from the annotation of a GenBank genome assembly.
AUGGAGGAUCUCUUCAGAACAACUACGCAAGAGUUAGGGCCCACCUAUGGCGAGAACCCACAGAACGCAGAAAGCAUGGAGGAAACGCCCACGACGGGUACGAUGACAACCACGAUAACCGUCACAGACGUUAGCUAUUAUACCACGGAGACCCUCGCGACGACGACCGAGGACCUUGACAUGAUCGAGACCCUUACGGGGUUCGUACCUACAGCGCCCUCACUAUCACCGGUGCCUUCCGAAAUAACUACUAUCGCAGUCGUCUCGCCGAGCCCUAUCAGCACAAGCGCGAGUAGUGGGAGUGAGAGCGAAUGGGGUGGAGGAGGUGGAAGAGACAGCAGCGGAUUAUCGACAGGAGCUAUAGCUGGGGUCGGGAUUGGGGUUGGGCUUGGUGUUGUUUUUCUCGCUGUUGGGGUUAUACUUGUUUUCCGACGGCGGCGGCGGAAGGAAGAGGAUGGGGAACCACCGAUGCCCGAGUUGGGAGGGGAGGGCCCACCUGUUGAGAUGGGGGGGGGGGGCGGAAAGGCGUGUGCUUGA